Molecule: messenger RNA, 3374 nt
Organism: Ceratina calcarata
Lineage: Eukaryota; Metazoa; Arthropoda; Insecta; Hymenoptera; Apidae
Product: sodium/potassium-transporting ATPase subunit alpha
Exons: 2
Coding region: 178-3240 (1020 amino acids)
Biological process (GO): intracellular potassium ion homeostasis; proton transmembrane transport; potassium ion import across plasma membrane
Cellular component (GO): plasma membrane
Molecular function (GO): ATP binding; ATP hydrolysis activity; P-type sodium:potassium-exchanging transporter activity
Source: RefSeq, a predicted model, not a curated record
CAGAAAUCAGUACGUAUAGUUCAACGAAUCCAUACAAUAAUUAAAAAAUGCGCUGAUUUCAUAAUUUUUUGAAAAUCAAGUAAUUGAAUGUAACGGCUCUAAAAAAAAACUUGGUCAUUAAAAAAUUGAACAUCAAAAGGACAGAUUUUCAAAUGUCCAAAGAUUACAUGUCCAAAAAUGAUGCCAGCAGCAUCGAAACUAAUGAGACGAAUAAGUCCUGCUGUGUUAAGAGUCAAGGAGAAGAAGCUCACAGACGAAGAAUUAUUAGAUCUCCAACAAGAACUGAAAACUAACGAUCAUAUUAUUCCUCUAGAAGAAUUAUACGAGAAAUUAAAUACCAAUCCCGUUACUGGCUUAACUGAAGAACAGGCAGAGAUGGUUUUAAUUAAAAUAGGACCAAACACUCUGACACCUCCAAAAGUAACUCCAGAAUAUAUCAAAUUUAUAAAAUGUUUGUUUCACGGAUUUGCUGCUUUGUUGUGGAUCUGUGCAUUAUUAUGCUUUCUCUUGUAUGGAAUUAGUAUGCUGACAGAAGGUACAGGUGGUGGCAUAGAAUGGUUGGGCGUAAUUAUUAGUGGAAUCUGUUUGUUCUCAGGCUUGUCAGCCUACAUACAAGAAUCAAAAAAUAUAAAGGUCAUGGAGUCUUUCAAAAAAAUGGUACCCACAUUUGCGACUGUGAUACGCGGAGGCAAAAAACUUCGAAUAGUGACCGAAAGAAUAGUGCCAGGUGAUUUAGUUUAUAUACAAAAUGGAGAUAAAGUACCAGCUGACGUCAGAAUCAUCGAAUGUCGUGGACUUAGGGUUGAGAACUCGAGCAUUACUGGCGAAAGUGAACCAGAAGCUCGAACAAACUACCCUACGGAUGAUAAUCCUCUGGAAAGCAGCAACGUUGCAUUCUUUUCCUCUUUUGCUGUUGACGGAGAAGGAAUGGGAAUAGUGUUGGCCACCGGCGAUCGAACGAUGAUCGGUCGACUCGCUGGUCUUACGUCGCAGAUUGAAAAAUCCGAAACACCGAUAGCAAGGGAAAUCAAUCACUUCGUUCUAAUAAUUACGAUCGUCGCUGUAAUAUGUGGAAUACUAUUUUUAGGAUUGUCACUAUUACUCGGUACCAGCGUAAUAAAAGCAUUCACUUAUUUACUCGGCAUUAUAAUAGCGAACAUACCAGAAGUUCUACUGGUAACAGUUACCACGAGUUUGACACUGACGGCGCAAAAGAUGGCAGCUAAGAAUUGUUUAGUAAAGAAUUUGGAAGGAGUAGAAACGUUAGGAUCAACGUCUACUAUUUGCUCGGACAAAACAGGAACUCUUACGCUAAACAAAAUGAACGUAUCCAAUUUAUGGUUCGGGCUCACGAGAUAUCAUUUCCCGCCUGGUGAGAGAUUAGGCGCCGAGAAGAAUAUACUGUUGGAAAAGCCAGAUUUUCAACCAAUGCUUAAAUGCGCGACCCUUUGCUUGCGCGCGGAAUUCACCAUGGAAUCUGUUUUGCUGAAACCAAUCGAUGAACGAGAUGUAAUUGGCGACGCUUCUGAAACAGGUAUUCUUAAAUUUUGCGAACACAUCCAUCACACGGACUCGUACCGAGAAGUAUAUCCCAAGGUUGCAGAGGUACCGUUCAGUUCUAUAACGAAGUAUCAGAUGUCUAUACACGUAGACGACGACGGAUAUAUCAUGAUUUUGAAAGGUGCGCCUGAAGUGAUUUUGGAGAAAUGUACUGAAAUAUUGACUGCAGACGGAGAAACUAGAGCGAUGACGGCAACAGAUCAUUCAUUGUCUCGGCGAGCUUGUUCAGAAUUGGGCUAUCUGGGAGAACGAGUACUGGCCUAUUGCGACCUUCAUCUGCCUAGCAACACUUAUCAUCCGAAUUAUAAAUUCAACACUGAAUCCCCGCAGACAUACAAUUUCCCUACGAAAGGUUAUAGAUUUGUUGGAUUGAUAAGUUUGAUAGAUCCACCGAGAGCCGCUGUGCCUGAAGCCGUGAAGAGAUGUCGCACAGCUGGUAUUAAAGUGAUUAUGGUAACGGGUGACCAUCCGGUAACUGCGUUGGCUGUAGCGAAGAAAGUCGGUAUAAUAAGCGAAGGGCACGAGACCAAAUACGAGAAAAGUGUACUGCAGAAUAAAUCUUACACCCAAAUAACCGAAGGCAAUGAUCACGCAAUUAUUAUAACCGGUGCAGAAUUGAGAAACAUGGAUUCCGAUGAAUUGGAUAUUACUAUAAAGAGUUACGAAGAGAUUGUCUUCGCGAGAACGUCACCGCAACAGAAAUUACUCAUAGUGGAAAGUUGCCAGAGACUGGGUGAAAUCGUUGCAGUGACCGGCGACGGAGUGAACGAUUCGCCAGCGUUAAGAAAAGCAGACAUCGGAGUAGCAAUGGGCAUCACUGGUUCUGACGUAGCGAAGAACGCGGCUGACAUGAUACUGAUGGAUGAUAACUUUGCAUCGAUCGUAACUGGGAUCGAAGAAGGUAGACUGAUUUUUGACAAUCUUAAAAAGUCUAUCGUCUAUACUUUGACGUCCAGCGUGCCGGAAAUGUUGCCCAUGUUAGCCAGCCUUUUAUUUGCAAUACCGUUGCCCUUUAUUCUUGAAAUGAUCCUUUGCGUAGACGUCGGGACAGAUUUACUUCCAGCAAUAGCGCUAGCAUACGAAAAACCAGAAUCUGAUAUCAUGCGACGUGCACCAAGAAAUCCGCGAUACGACAAACUUGUGAACAAACGUUUAAUAUCAGUAGCCUACGGCCAGAUAGGUAUGACUCAAUCGUUGGCCGCGUUUUAUACUUUUUUCUUGAUCCUUAUGUUCAAUGGAUUUUUACCUGAUCGUUUAUUAGGAUUAAGAUUAGAUUGGGAAAAUAAAUCGAUUAAUGAUCUGCAAGAUUCAUAUGGUCAAACUUGGUCCUACGAUACUAGAAUGGAUUUGUUGAACGAAGCUCGCACUGGAUAUUUCUUAACUAUCGUUAUAACUCAGCUCAUAGAUUUGGUAAUGUGUAAAACGAGAGUUAAUUCAAUUCUGCAGCAAGGGAUGGAUAAUUGGUUUUUAAAUUUUUCCUUCAUUUUUGAAAUUGUUUUAACUGGCAUUCUGUUGUACGUGCCUGGAACUGAGGAAAUAUUUAAAACCAUGCCAUUAAGUUCUUAUUGGUAUUGGCCCUGUGCGCCACUGGGUAUCUUUCUGUGGACAUACGACGAACUAAGAAGGCUACUUAUUCGUGCAUAUCCUGGUGGGAUUAUAGAACAGGAAACUUAUUACUAACAGUUAUUAAUAUUCAGAAUUUAUAAUUACGUUUAAUUUACAGCUAAAACUGUCUAAUUAUACUCAAUUAAUUAUUAAUAGUUGUAAGUAGAAAGCUAUAAGAUUUAGACCUUAAGCAUAAUAGAAUAAAAUAG